Phytophthora infestans T30-4 is the source of this 972-nucleotide messenger RNA. RefSeq lists its product as uncharacterized. NCBI's taxonomy places the organism in Eukaryota, Oomycota, Peronosporomycetes, Peronosporales, Peronosporaceae. The record is from RefSeq and is a predicted model, not a curated record. Gene Ontology annotation, molecular function: protein binding. The coding region runs from base 1 to 972 and encodes 323 amino acids. The transcript has 2 exons.
AUGAACUUGGCUGCAGCUAAUGGGAACCUCGAGCUGGUACAAUGGCUACAUGAGGUAAGACACGAAGCUUCGUCUUCUGCUGCUGUGAAAGCAGCGAAAGGAGGAUAUCUGGAAAUGCUCAAGUGGAUGGACAAACAUUCACUGUGUAAACACCAGGGAGUUCCGGUGGAAGACGCAGCGGCAGGAGGCCACUUGAAGGUUGUGAAAUGGCUACAUAAAUCCGGGGUCGGUAUUGCCACUCCGCGAGCAAUGAACGCAGCUGCAGCGAAUGGUCAUCUCGAAGUGAUCAAAUGGCUUCAUCGCAAAGGAAAAGAUUAUUCAUGUACCCAUGUUGCAAUGGACAAUGCAGCCAUGAACGGACAUUUAGAAAUUGUCAAAUGGCUACAUACUCAUCGAUCAGAAGGUAGCACAACAGAUGCAAUCGAUGGCGCGGCCAGAAAUGGAUACCGUGGAGUCGUACAAUGGCUACAUUCGAAUAGAAACGAAGGAUGCACGACUCGAGCCAUGGACGAGGCUGCUGCUAAUGGCCAUCUACAUACUGUGAUGUGGUUAAGCAAAUAUAGACCAACGAGUGAUCGCAUCAGUAGCUCUGCCAGCAGCAGCGGCUCACGAUCAAGCUCUAGAGGAAGAGGCGGGGGCUGUACCACGAAUGCCAUGGACAGCGCUGCUCGUGGCAAUCAUUUGGAUGUGGUGAAGUUCCUGCAUAGACAUCGAGAGGAAGGAUGCACAGAACGAGCCAUGGAUGGCGCUGCUGGCGCUGGCCACGUAACGAUGCUCAAAUGGCUACAUGAACAUCGUAGCGAAGGCUGCACAGCUGCAGCGAUGGAUGAAGCAGCAGCAAAUGGGUACAUUGAAGUGGUGAAAUGGCUACAUGACAAUCGUGUCGAGGGAUGUACAGCACGCGCUAUGGAUGGAGCUGCAGCAGGCGGACACCUUCGAAUUCUGCAGCGCACGGUAAGCUCGAUACACUGA